Mycotypha africana is the source of this 1549-nucleotide messenger RNA. RefSeq names its product Ribokinase-like protein. Gene Ontology annotation, molecular function: ATP-dependent NAD(P)H-hydrate dehydratase activity. Lineage: Eukaryota; Fungi; Mucoromycota; Mucoromycetes; Mucorales; Mycotyphaceae. Bases 447 to 1403 code for a protein of 318 amino acids. The record is from RefSeq and is a predicted model, not a curated record. Gene Ontology annotation, biological process: metabolite repair. The transcript is spliced from 9 exons.
UAUCUUUUCAAUGUUCAUAUGUGUGAAUUUGGUUUCUUGAGUAUCGCCUUAGCUUUUCCUUUCAGGUGGGUGCUGUCUAAUUUGGACCCGAUGUAUUCUUAUAGAAACGAGUGAAGCUUUUUCCGAACAGCCUAUAGAUAGAGUGAUGGCAGACAUUGUUGUCUCUCUUUGCCACUAUAAAUAAGCCUUGUCUACCCGUACAUCCUGCUUUCUUUCUGAUGGACAGCUCCUUUGCAACGCGCCAUUUACAGAAAAUGUUCCCCCCUGAUGUUAUACUAAAUUCAUGCAAACGAGCCUGAAUCUGUUUUGUCAUGAUGAUUUCCACUGUUUCUGACUUUUAAAGAAAAACGUAAUGCAGCACCAGCAGCCGCUCGUAUAAACAGCUCUUCUUCUGUUUGAAUAGUUUCUUCUACAUUAUACACAACAAGGCUUAACGUGAAUAUACUAUGCCACCAAGGAUUCCGGAUAUCAAAUUAGUUCGUAAAUUGGUUCCUCCUUUAUCCAAGAAUUUGCACAAGGGACAAGCAGGUCGAGUCGGUGUUGUUGGCGGUUCUGAAGACUAUACCGGUGCACCAUUUUUUAGUGGAAUGGCUAGUAUGAAGUUGGGUGCUGAUCUUUGUCAUAUUUUCUGUGAACCGGGAGCAGGCACAGUAAUCAAGAGUUAUUCGCCUGAUCUUAUUGUGCACCCUUAUAUGCGUACAAGCGAUAAACUACAAAAGGAACAUCAUGAUACCAAAGAUAUCUUGGAAAGAAUCACAGGAGUAUUUUCUAGACUCCACGUUCUUGUGGUUGGUCCUGGUUUAUCUCGAGAUGAUGCCAUGCAAAAAACGGCAAAGGACAUCAUCUUGAAAGCACGUGAAAAAGAUAUGGCUAUCGUCAUUGAUGCCGAUGGGCUUUAUCUAGUACAAAACCAUCCUGAAACUGUGAAAGGGUAUAAAAAAGCCGUGCUGACGCCUAAUGUAGUUGAAUUCAAGAGACUCUGUGAAGCUAUGAACGUGGAUGAAAAUGACGCAAAACCGGAAGAAGUAGCCAUGGAAUUAAGUAAAGCUUUCGAAGGUGUCACAAUUGUUCAAAAAGGCGGCGUAGAUAUCAUCACGAAUGGAGACGAAGUUUUCCAAUGUGAUGUUGAAGGCGGCGCAAAACGAAUGGGAGGCCAAGGCGAUAUUCUAUCCGGAACCAUUGCCACAUUCUUAGCAUGGGGCAAAGCUUACGAGGAUGGUGUUUGGGAACAUCCUCCGAACGAAAUUGAAUCCAAGGAUAUUGCUUUAUACGCCACUUGGGCCGCGUGUUUCAUCACAAAGUCAAGCUCCAAACUAUCCUAUGAGAAGUUUGGUAGAGCUGUACUGACUUCACACAUGUUGGAAGAGAUUGGUGCAAGUUAUGACAAAUUCAUGAAACAGUGAAAAAGAAAGAAAAGAAGAAUAAAUAUAUUAUGUACCUGAAACAAAUUCAGAAAACGAACUGAAAAAGUAAACUCUAAUAAAACAAACAUAAAAGAAAGUUUAUCGUUCUAUUCUGUAAAAUAUAAAAGGUACCACGUUAGUUUUCA